Morone saxatilis (striped sea-bass) is the source of this 2346-nucleotide messenger RNA. RefSeq names its product IQ motif containing K (gene iqck). Gene Ontology annotation, molecular function: protein binding. NCBI's taxonomy places the organism in Eukaryota, Metazoa, Chordata, Actinopteri, Moronidae. The record is from RefSeq and is a predicted model, not a curated record.
UUUAAUAUGAACUGCACCGUUCAGGUAUGUUUUAGCAAAUCAUUUCAGUGUUUAUUAUUCUGUUUCCGAACAUCUUUGAACACUUUCUCUUCUUUAAAUUUUACCUUGUUACCAAUCGCUACUCUGCUCAUGCAGCGACUUGUGUUUACACCGGAAGUCGUAGGCAUGACUACUUCCCUGGCAACCAGCGAGUCCCUAGCAACCACCGGAACAAAUAAGCUGAAUAAUGGCAAAGAUCAUCGGUGCCAAAAAAUCACUGUGGCAGCAAGUGUGUGAAGAGUUUGAAGCUGAGCAGCCCAGUCCUCCCAGUGCUAUGUGGACAGAUAACAGCUCAGUGAGCACCCAGUUCUCCCAGUACAGCGCCAGCACACACUCCCCGGUCUUCUAUGGACUCACUACAGCCAAGGUGUUUGUGGAUGAUGAUCCCCUGAAAGACUUUGACCCUCUUCUUUGCCACCCCGCUCUCGCCGGCUACUCUGUGCUGGGAAAAGCUCGUCCUUCAAGCCAGAAGCGCCUGACAACAGUGGAAACUACCUCGCCUCCGCAAGUCCCUGAGCGUCCUGUCACACGUUAUUUGGAGAGGACGGUGUUUCCAGCGCUGUUGCCUGGACUGGAGGCUUUGCUGAGAGAAGCACGGAAACAUGGCUGUUUCGAGAGAAAAAUAACAGCAUUUAACCCAUGUGACUUUCUAACUGAGUGGCUUUACAACCACAACCCCUGCAGGCAAGGACAAGUGCCAGUGAACUUCCAGGAAAUCCCUUUUGUAAAAGACUGGCUCAGCGUGCAUCCCAGGCCUCCCCUCCCUCUGUUUCUGCUGCUGAGCGAGGAUCAGGCUGCUCUUAUCAUCCAGGCUUUCUGGAGGGGAUAUAAGACCAGGGCACGGCCAGAUGUGCAGGAGCUGCGCCAAUGGCAGAAAGAACUGAGAGAGAACCGUGACAUUGCCAAAACUAUCGAGCACUUCUGGGCCCAACAAGAGAGCCGAGUGGGCUCCGCCAUGUCAGAUCUUCCAGAAAGCCCCCAGCCCGGCAACUCCGACGUGUCCAUCCAGGUUGUUUCCCCCACCCCCCAGAGCACCGUGGUCCACACCCCCACCCCCGAGAUGACCCCUGAGGGCACAAUACAUAUCACUCACAAAAGAGGUUAUAGCAUUUCCAUUCAAGACAGGAACUGAGGCCAGAGUGAAAGGUGACUCAGCGUGCAGAGCAACACUUUCUAUCCUGUUUAUCAGAAAAGAAAAUGAUCCUGUCAGGGAGAAUGAAAAAGAGUAUAAUUCCAAUAUUAUCCUUAGAUUUUACUGUUUUACAAGGGAUGUUAACCCUGUUAUAUAUAUUCUGCAUUAUGUGGACUGAAUGUUACCUGCAGUAAGGAAAGUUUGACAUUAUACGCUAAUAUUUUAAACAUUAGCAUGUGUAUUUUAUGGAAAAGCUGCUUAAUGUCAAAGAGGGGAAAAAUAAACAUUUAGUCUGCAAACUUGUUUGUUAGGAUAGAAAGGUUGUGUGAUGGUUUGAAGCUUGGUCUCAUCAAGACAUAAAACACCAACAUCACAAUAAAUUCUCACUAUCAAAAAAAAAUGUUUUCUGUAUGAUGGCAUCCUUGCCUAAUAUUUUCAUCUUUGAAUGUACUUUGUACAUAUUGUAUAUUAUUGUUGAGGAUUCCCACAUGACAGCAAAUGUAGAAUAUUUUCCUUAUAUGGUUUCAGUUUGCUUUAUGUACCUAAAGCUCAGACAUUUUGCAUUUUGACCCUGCUGAAUCCAGCACCUUCAGCUGUCUUUUUUUUGCACCUGGUAGUGAUUAAACAUCAACUUAAAUGUCAUAUCACCCAUAGAAAGUUCAGCUGCUUAACUGACUCUGCAGUUCUUUACUCUCCUUCAUGCAAACUUAUAAGACAGGUUGUAACUGUCUUCUCCAGACUGUGUGUCAAUUAAACUGAGAGAACAAAGUGCACUCCUGCCGUUUUUCCAUCGCUCCUUGAACCCUGCGUACCUGAGAGUAUACUUCUGGUUUCCCCCCACCACUGUCUCUGCAGAGCAGCGAGGCGGCGGUCUCGUGAUGGACGGCUUUCCUGACCAUCCCAGUCACUGAUGCACACCGCCUCACAGUGAGGCAUGAAGAGGGUCAUGUAUCUCCCUUUGCAGGUAUGUGGAUGCCUGGGAGACAGCUGCCAUUGGGUGAGGUGAUAAAACAGCCCAUUUCAUUCUGGAGACAUCUGAUAGUGCAGCCAGCUCCACAGAGUCUGGCAGCGCUGGGCCUGACUGAAACUGGAUCACUCAGCAGACGGAGGGAGUGGGCACCAGGCUGUCAGAGCGAAGCCAGAAAACAACUGGUUCUGGGCUGUGAUUCUACGCU